Molecule: messenger RNA, 511 nt
Organism: Prunus mume (Japanese apricot)
Lineage: Eukaryota; Viridiplantae; Streptophyta; Magnoliopsida; Rosales; Rosaceae
Source: RefSeq, a predicted model, not a curated record
AGUUUUGGUCUCUAGAAUUUGAUGAUGAAAAUUUUCCUCUUAGGCAGUCAAUGUUAGCCUUGGAAGUUCGCAUAACUGCUUUUUGAAUGCUGGGAGAACCUUUUAUUAACGGUGAAGCAGUACCAUAUGAUCCCAAGUACCAUGAGGAAUGGAUAAGAAACAAUAGCCGAGCAAACGAAAGGAACAGACGCAAUGACAGACCUCGAAAUUUUGACAGAUCAAGGAACUUUGAUAGGAGGAGCGAAAAUAUGCAGAACCGAGAUUUUCAGAACUGGGGUCAGCCUCCUAUGCCUAAUCAAGCUGGGCAAAAUCCUGGGCCUAACAUGCCUGGACCUGCCAACAACAUGAGGACUCCCAACAAUAUGGGCCCCCCACCCCCGAACGCGGGUCUAAUGGCUCCCCACAACAACGUGGGUCUACCGUAGUGUGCAGCAGCCAAACAACUGGAGUGGUGGGCAGCCCAACAACAAUAGCAAUCAGAUGCCUCAUAAUGAUAAUCAGAUGCCGCCGC